Molecule: messenger RNA, 7988 nt
Organism: Ornithorhynchus anatinus (platypus)
Lineage: Eukaryota; Metazoa; Chordata; Mammalia; Monotremata; Ornithorhynchidae
Gene: PAPPA
Product: pappalysin 1
Exons: 22
Coding region: 206-5083 (1625 amino acids)
Molecular function (GO): metallopeptidase activity
Source: RefSeq, a predicted model, not a curated record
AGAGAGAGAGAGAGAGAGAGAGAGAGAGAAAAGCAAACAUCGUUGGAAGGGCAGAAAGAGGGAAAAUAGAGGGCAAGUGGGAAGGGGCUCGAUCCGGAGCAGAUCCCCAAGCAGGGGGAAGAAGAGAAGAAAGUAGAGGCGAGGAGGAGUCCAAAGCUGGCAGAUCGGAAGGAUUUGCAGGGGAGAAGGGGGGGGAAGAUUGGAAAUGCAGCCCUGGAGUUUGCUCCUGCCUCUCGGGCUCCUCUGUACGGCCCUGGCCAGCGGACCCGAGUGUGUGAUGGACGAACGGUCCCGCAGGGCGAGAAGGGACGCCCGGCCCGGCCGCCCCCUCCGCCUCACCGCCCCGGGCACCUGUGCCACUAGGCUAGCCCGGGGCAGGCGCUCGGUAGCCGGGCUGGAAGGUCCGCGCGUCCCCCGCAGGAGGCAGCAGCGGGAGGUGCGGGGCCAGCGGGACUCCCUCAUCCCAAACCGGGCGCUCUAUUUCAGAGGACGAGGCGAUCAGCUGCGGCUGAAAGCGGAUAUCGAACUGCCCAGGGACGCCUUCACUUUACAAGCCUGGCUGCGAGCCGAGGGAGGACAGAGAUCGCCAGCUGUCAUCGCAGGACUCUAUGACAAGUGCUCUUACACCUCUCGUGACCGAGGCUGGGUUCUGGGGAUUCACACCACCAGUGAUCAGAGGAAUAGAGAUCCCCGCUAUUUCUUCUCACUGAAGACAGACCGUGCCCGCAAAGUGACCACCAUCAAUGCUCAUAGCAGCUACCUCCCCAACCAGUGGGUUCACCUAGCUGCCACCUACGAUGGGCGCCAGAUGAAACUCUAUGUGAAUGGUGCCCAGGUGGCCACCAGCACGGAGCAAGUAGGUGGCAUCUUCAGCCCCUUGACCUUGAAGUGUAAAGUCCUCAUGAUUGGCGGGAAUGCCCUGAACCAGAACUAUCGAGGUUAUCUAGAACACCUGAGUCUUUGGAAGAUGGCUCGAUCUCAGAAAGAGAUCUUGAUGGACAUGGGACAGGCCAUCCAUGGGCUAAACACCCCUCUACCUCAGUUAGUCCUUCAGGAGAGCUUGGAGAAUGUGAAAACCACAUGGUCUCCCAUGAAGGAUGGCACCAGUCCUCAGGUAGAACUCAGCUACCACCACAGCUUCUUGUUGGAUACUAGCCUAGAGCCUCCUCUCUGCGGGCAGACCUUGUGUGACAACACAGAGGUGAUCGCCAGUUACAACCAACUUCCAAGCUUCCGUGGCCACAAGUUGGUGCGCUACCGAGUGGUGAAUCUAUAUGAUGACUUCCACCAGAAUCCCACAGUCAGCCAGCAGCAGAUAGCCUUCCAGCACCAGCACCUGACUGAGGCCUUUGAACGUUACAACAUCACAUGGCAGCUCGAGGUGCUGGAGGUGAAGAACUCCUCCUUGCGCCACCGCCUCAUCCUGGCGAACUGUGACAUCAGCAAGAUUGGGGAUGAGAGCUGUGACCCUGAAUGCAAUCAUACCUUGACGGGUUUUGAUGGUGGGGACUGUAGGUAUGUCAACCACGCCACCUUCAACAAGAAGAAGCAGAACGGCGUAUGUGACAUGGAUUGUAACUACGAAAGAUAUAACUUUGAUGGCGGGGAGUGCUGUAACCCUGAGAUUUCCGAUGUUACCAAGACAUGUUUUGACCCAGAUUCUCCAUACAGAGCUUAUUUAGAUGUCAACGAAUUGAAGAACAUACUCAAACUAGAUGGAUCUACACACCUCAACAUCUUCUUUGCAAACUCCUCUGAGGAGGAGUUGGCAGGAGUAGCAACCUGGCCUUGGGACAAGGAGGCCCUUAUGCAUUUAGGAGGCAUUGUGCUGAACCCAUCGUUCUAUGGUAUCCCUGGCCACACACACACAAUGAUCCAUGAGAUUGGCCACAGCCUGGGCCUCUACCACGUUUUCCGGGGCAUCUCAGAAAUCCAGUCCUGCAGUGACCCGUGCAUGGAGACAGAACCUUCCUUCGAGACUGGAGAUCUGUGCAGUGACACCAAUCCGGCACCAAAACACAAGCUCUGUGGAGACCCUGGGCCAGGGAAUGACACUUGCGGCUUUCAUAGCUUCCUCAACACCCCUUUCAACAACUUCAUGAGCUAUGCAGAUGAUGACUGUACUGAUUCCUUCACGCCCAAUCAAGUCGCGAGAAUGCACUGCUAUUUGGAUCUGGUGUAUCAAAGCUGGCAGCCGGCCAAGAAGCCUGCACCCAUUGCCCUAGCCCCGCAGAUUGUCGAUCGGAUACCAACGUCAGUCACCCUGGAGUGGUUCCCGCCCAUCGAUGGCCAUUUCUUUGAAAGAGAAGUGGGAUCAGCAUGUGACCAUUGUCUGGAAGGAAGAGUCCUGGUUCAGUAUGCCUUCAAUGCCUCAUCACCCAUGCCAUGUGAUCCUUCGGGGCACUGGAGCCCACGAGAAGCCGAAGGCCACCCAGAUGUGGAGCAGCCUUGCAAAUCCAGCGUUCGGACCUGGAGUCCGAAUUCCGCCGUCAACCCACACACAGUGCCCCCAGCCUGCCCAGAGCCCCAGGGCUGCUACCUGGAGUUGGAAUUCCACUACCCCUUGAUUCCUGAGUCUCUCACCAUCUGGGUGACAUUCAUCUCUUCAGACUGGGACACUAUCGGGGCCGUGAAUGACAUCAAACUGCUGACGGUCAGUGGGAGAAACCUUUCCCUGGGGCCCCAGAGUGUCUUCUGUGACAUCCCACUGACCAUCAGGCUCCAGGACAUAGGAGAGGAAGUGCAUGGCAUCCAGAUCUACACCCUCGAUGAGCACUUGGAGAUUGAUGCCGCCAUGCUGAGCUCAGUCCCAGACAGCCCACUGUGCACAAGCUGCAGGCCCAUCAAAUACAAGGUUCUGCGAGAGCCGCCUUUCGCAACCGGCUCACCAUUCAUCAUUUCGAAUCUUAACAGGAGAUAUGUAGACACGGAGCUGAGAAUUGGGAGUGAGUACAAGUAUCAGGUUGUCACCAUUUCUGGGUCAGAGGAAAGUGAGCCAUCUCCCACAGCCAUUUAUGUUCAUGGAAGUGGAUACUGUGGAGAUGGCGUUAUACAGACAGAUCGUGGAGAAGAAUGUGAUGAUAAGAACAAGAUCAACGGGGAUGGCUGUUCUCUCUUUUGCAGACAAGAACUGUCCUUCAAUUGCAUUGAUGAACCCAGCAGAUGCUAUUUCCAUGACGGUGAUGGGGUCUGUGAAGAAUUUGAGCAAAUGACCAGCAUUAAAGACUGUGGUGUCUACACGCCAAAAGGGUUUUUAGACCAGUGGGCAUCAAAUACUUCAGUCUCUCAUCAAAGUGACCAACAAUGUCCAGGGUGGGUGGUGAUCGGCCAGCCAGCAGCAACACAGGUGUGCCGAACCAAGGUGAUGGAUUUGAGCGAUGGCGUAUCGCAGUAUGCUUGGUAUCCAUGCACAGCUAACUACCAGUAUUCCCAUAUGACUCAGUCUAUUUUCUGGCUCAAGGCUUACUUCUCACAGCCAAUGGUAGCCGCUGCUGUCAUUGUCCACUUGGUCACGGAUGGAACUGACUAUCUGGAUCAGAAACAGGAAACCAUCAGUGUCCAGCUGUUGGACACUAAAGACCAAAGUCAUGAUCUGGGUGUCCACGUUCUGAGCUGCAGGAACAAUCCCCUAAUUAUCCCAGUGAUUCAUGACCUCAGCCACCCCUUCUACCACAGCCAGGCCGUCCUCGUGAGCUUCAGCUCCCAGCUCGUGGCCAUCUCCGGUGUGGCCCUGCGCUCCUUCUACAACUUUGACCCCAUCACCAUCAGCAGCUGUCAGAGAGGGGAGACCUACAGCCCAACCGAGCAGAGCUGUGUCCACUUUUCUUGUGAAGCUACUGACUGCCAAGAGCUGGAUAUCGAGAAUGCCUCUCUGAACUGUACCAACAGUGGCCCCUCCAAUGGUGCACAGUGCACUGUCAUGUGCAAAAAGGGGUACUCCCUUCAAAUACAGCGAGAUGACGAUCUCAUCAAGAGCCAGUUGGGCUCCAGCAUCACCAUGACGUGCACAGAUGGGAAAUGGAACAAGCAGGUGGCCUGUGAGCCUGUGGACUGUGGGAUCCCAGAUCAGUACCACGUCUACCCCGCUACGUUCUCCUGCCUCGAAGGCACCACUUUCGGCAAGAAGUGCUCCUUCCAGUGUCGCCGCCCAGCCCAGCUGAAAGGAAACAACAGUUUUCUGACUUGUAUGGAAGAUGGACUGUGGUCCUUUCCAGAGGCCCUCUGUGAACUCAUGUGCCUGGCUCCACCUCUCGUCCCCAACGCAGAGCUGCAAACCGCCCGUUGCCGUGAAGACAAGCACAAAGUGGGCUCCUUUUGCAAGUACAAAUGCAAGCCAGGGUACCAUGUUCCCGGAGCCUCACGCAAGUCCAAAAAGCGGGCCUUUAAGACUCAAUGUACCCAAGAUGGCAGCUGGCUGGAGGGAACUUGUGUCCCUGUCACCUGUGACCCACCACCCCCUAAAUUCCACGGACUGUAUCAGUGCACCAAUGGGUUCCAGUUCAACAGUGAAUGCAGGAUCAAGUGUGAAGAAAGUGACAGCCAAUUGGGCCGUGCUGCCAAUGUCAUUCACUGCCGGAAGGAUGGCACCUGGAGCGGUUCCUUUCACGUUUGCAAGGAGAUGCAGGGCCAGUGCUCCCUUCCCAACCAACUAAACAGCAACCUCAAGCUGCAGUGCCUGGAUGGAUAUGGAAUAGGGGCUGAAUGUGCCACCUCGUGUCUGGAUCACAAUAGUGAGUCCAUCAUCCUGCCUGUGAACAUGACUUUCCGAGACAUCCCACACUCGAUGAAUCCAAUGCGCGUCGAGAGAGUUGUCUGCACUGCAGGACUCAAGUGGUAUCCUCAUCCAGCGCUGAUUCACUGUGUCAAAGGCUGUGAGCCCUUCAUGGGAGAUAACUACUGUGAUGCCAUCAACAACCGAGCCUUCUGUAAUUACGAUGGAGGUGACUGCUGUGCCUCAACCGUCAAGACCAAAAAGGUUACACCUUUCCCUAUGUCGUGUGACCUUCAGGGGGAGUGUGCUUGCCGUGACCCCAAAGCCCAGGAGCACAAUCGAAAGGAUCUGCAAGGCUACACACAAGGCUAGUCGAGGGUGAAGAGGAGGAGGCAAAGACCAUACAGCCAAAGGCAGGCUCAGAAAGACACCACAUCCCUUUUGGUAUUGUUUUUAUUGUUAGCUGCUCAACUGAAUGGCAUCUCUGCACCAGGGACCCUUAGAAUUCAACCAGUCUGCCUUUACUUUUACCCAAGGAGCACUCAAAGUGGGGUUUCUAUAUUAACAAUAAUCAAAAUGACAAAAAAGGUCAAGUCAAGAAGAUGUUGAAGUAGCAAAAGAGCAUGUGUUGUGCAGUUGUGUGCCCACCUGAUUUCAACCAUUUGUAUCAGUUUAAGGUGACAAACAAGCUAUAUAGCUAUAUGAAGGUGUGGCUAUAUAUCACCAAGUGUAUACACCCACUCACAUUUAGCGUGCAUAUCACAAAGUUGAACAAGGGAGAGAUGCAAGCAAGAUCAUGCUUUCCUCUGCAGUCUUCAGCCAUGACACUUUCCACAGAAGAGUCUGAGCUCUCAGAGUCAAUGAAGCUGAUGCUGCCACCAAGAUGUUCCCUGUUUGGAGCAUUGGUGAAGGGAAGAAAGACUUCACCCUCUGACUGGGCCCUAAGGCAGGCCCUUGCCAAUGGAAGGGAUGGAGAAGGAAACUUUCUCUUUGGAGCAUCAGUGUUAGUCACAUCAGUAACACUCAGCACAGCCACCGUAUUCUUCCUGUUACCAGGCAAAAAGCUGUGUCCUCUCCUCCUCCUCCCACCAGCUCCACCAGUGGAGAAUCCCAGGGAGAUGGGGCCUACAGUCUGGGAUGAAAUGUAGGACAGGGGCUGACAAGAACUGAGGCUUGGCACGUAGAGAAAUGACUGAGCCAGUUCCUCAGGGUGUUGGAGGAUCAGAGGUGAGCGCACCUGGGGGAACCUGAGAGGCUUAUCCCACCCUCAACGCUUAUCAUUGAUGCAUGUCUGCUGCUGCUACUCCUGCUGCUGCUAUGUCCCAUCCAACAACUUCCCUUACUGUGUCAGCACAAGGUGAAAUCACCCCCCAAGCAACCAAACAAUCUGUCUUAUAGCUCACCUACAACCUGCCUUUCACCUCCUCUGGGGAUCCACUUAACCCUGGGUUAAAAAAAAUGGACAGCGUCAGCUUGAAGACCUCAGAACUGUUGCCUCAAUCUCAUAUUGGCUUUAAAAUGAAAAAAAAAGGUUCCAUCCUGUUACAUGUUGAGCAGAGCAAUUGAGCCAAUUCUGAUAGCAGUGUCUUUAAAGAGGCAAUGGAAGAUAGUUGAGGAGCAAGAGAAAUCCCCAAAUCAUACUAUAGACACUGACUGACAGCAAAGAUCACCAAGGACAGUGUUAGCAUUUAGAACAACAUUUGUCAGUAUUAAAUCUCCAGGAUCCUGGGGAUUGGAGUCAGGAACAAAUUUCAAGGAUUUUCAAAUAACUUUCUAAAUGGAAGAGCACUGAAGUCUUACCUUGUUCUGCCCCUUCCUUUUGCCCCACCUCCAGUUUUCCUUCCACCCAAGUAAACUGGACCUUUUCAAAUAGUUUGGCUAAAGUGGACUUUUCUUUCCACCCUUACAACAUUAAUCAAAUUCUGGAAUUGGCUUCUCACACAUUGCUCAGUUUCAAUGGAGUAAACACCAUCCAUAGCAUGGCCAACCACUGUCGCUGCUGUUUGAAAAUCUACUCCAAAUACAUCUGUAAAGACAGGCCAUAAAAGGCUGUGUUCAACCCAGUUUUUAUGUUCCUGAUGCUGAUGCUGAUGAUAGUGAUAAAGAUGAUGAUGAUGAUGAACCUUUGAACUCUAGUCUUCAUCAAAGUAACUUGGAAACUAUUUCCCCUGGGUCUAGUGCUGUUUUGGGCCAAGAGUCUUCAUAGCAUCAAGAGGCUCUUUUCCAUUCCACGAUGAAUUUCUAUGCUUUAAGGAACAGGAGGAAGUUGGGAGAAAAGAAUUCAGAUGUUUUGUGAUGGUUUCAGUUCUCUUUUCAUUUGAUUUUCUGAGCUUAUGCAUUACAGCUUAAGGAAGAUUCUAAUAUAAAGGCUAGGUAGUAUAGUUGAACAAGAAGGAUAUUGACCUCAAAAAAUUAGAAGAUAUUAGUUCUCUUACAGAAGGAAACUUCAGGUGGCUUAAGAGUCUGCAUGAAAGGAGAUGUAGAAAGCUUUCCUGUACACUACAGAGUGAUAUUCCUUGACAAAACAUUGCUCUUCUUGUCAUAUUCCAGAGCUCAGACUCCACCUUAAGCCCCCAUAUAGAUAAAGAUAACUAUUUUUUCUCUCCUCCCCCAGCUUAUUCCCCCAAGAGAGAGGCUAAGUCUAGCUACAAGAAGAAAGCAUAGUCAAACUAAACCAUCUGAAAGUUUCAUAAAAUGGCUGACUUUGGGGAAGCUAUCAAUCAAUCAAAGGUUUUUUUGAGUGCUUACUAUGUGUGGAGCACUGUACUAAGUGCUUGGGAGAGUGUAAUACAGCAGAAGCUGUCUAGACUCUGUGGUUACACUGCUGGCAGCCAUCAUAGAAUUAUUUCCCAACCCACUCCAGGGUUUUCUGCUACCAGUGAGGAAUGAGGUGUUCAAGUCAUCCCCACUCAGGCUAUGUUGUGAUUCAGAUCCUUGGUUGACAUGCCUGAUUUCUAACCCAUAAGCCUUCUGGGGGGUGGACUGGGGAUGAGGGAGGAAGGUCUAAAGGUCUCCAGGCUCCUUUCAUCUCUGCUGGGGGAAGUCUAUUUUAGUUCACUCUUAUCCCUGCUCUCUUUAUCCCUUCAUACUGAUCUCCCUAUGUGGCAGUGGCUCUAGGCCUGCUCAGAAGCAUCUGCUUCCUUUCACCUUGUUCACUAUUCACUAGACCUAGACUCAGCCCUGUCAGCAGUGUGAGGUGUCCCAGUCAACCAAUCAAUGGUAUUUACUGAACACCUACUAAGUGCAAAGUACUGCACUAAGCACUUGAGAGAGUGCA